CAUCUCAGAGGCCCUGAAGUCGUCACCAUGGGGGAGAGUGACCCUCCUGCUGCGGAAGCCCCCUUCUCCUUCCGGUCACUUUUCGGGCUGGACGAUCUGAAGAUAGGCCCCGUGGCUGCAGACGCAGAUGCGGUGGCCGCCCAGAUCCUGUCUCUGCUCCCCCUGAAAUUCUUCCCAGUCCUCGUCAUCGGGGUCAUUGCGCUGAUCCUGGCGCUGGCCAUCGGCCUGGGCGUGCACUUCGACUGCUCGGGGAAGUACCGCUGCAGGUCGUCGUUCAGGUGCGUGGAGCUGGCCGCCCGCUGCGACGGCACCUGGGACUGCCGGGACGGGGAGGACGAGUUUCGCUGCGUGCGGGUGAGCGGCCGGCACGCAGCGCUGCAGGUGUUCACGGCCGCCGCCUGGAGGACGCUGUGCGCUGAUGACUGGAGAGAGCGACACGCGGACCUGGCCUGUGCCCAGCUCGGCUUCCCCAGCUCGGUGAGCUCGGCGGCUCUCAGGGUGGAUGCGCUGGAGGAGCGUUUCCGGGGGGACUUUGCCUCCAUCAACCACCUCCUGCCUGAUGAAAAGGUCACGGCGCUGCAGCACGCGGUGUACGCCAGGGAGGACUGUGCGUCGGGCCGUGUGGUGACCCUGGCGUGUGCAGCCUGUGGCCUGAGGCUGGGCCGCGGCCGCAUCGUGGGCGGGAACGCGUCCUUGCUGGCACAGUGGCCGUGGCAGGCCAGCCUGCAGUUCCGGGGCCAGCACCUGUGUGGGGGCUCCGUCAUCACGCCCUCCUGGGUGGUCACCGCUGCACACUGCGUGUACGACCUGUAUGAGCCCAAGUCCUGGACCGUCCAGGUGGGGCUGGUGUCCCUGGACAGCCCGGCGCCAUCCCACCCGGUGGAGAAGAUCAUCUACCACAGCAAGUACAAGCCCAAGAAGCUUGGCUACGACAUCGCGCUCCUCAAGUUGGCCGGGCCCCUGGCCUUCAGCGCCAUGAUCCAGCCCGUGUGCCUGCCCAACGCAGAGGAGGACUUUCCCGAGGGGACGCUAUGCUGGACAUCGGGCUGGGGGGCCACAGAGGACGGAGGUGACGCGUCCCCCACGCUCCAGCACGCGGCUGUGCCCCUGCUGGCCAACAAGGUGUGCAACCACCGGGACGUGUACGGCGGCAUCAUCUCGCCGGCCAUGCUGUGCGCUGGCUACCUGCAGGGCGGCGUGGACAGCUGCCAGGGGGACAGUGGGGGACCCCUGGUGUGCCAGGAGAGGAGAGUAUGGAAGCUGGUGGGGGCCACAAGCUUCGGUAUCGGCUGUGCCGAGGUGAACAAGCCCGGAGUCUACACCCGCAUCACAGCUUUCCUGGACUGGAUCCACGAGCAGAUGGAGAGGGACCUGAAGACGUGA
Sorex fumeus (smoky shrew) is the source of this 1383-nucleotide messenger RNA. It is a transcript of the gene TMPRSS3, whose product is annotated as transmembrane serine protease 3. Bases 28 to 1383 code for a protein of 451 amino acids. Lineage: Eukaryota; Metazoa; Chordata; Mammalia; Eulipotyphla; Soricidae. Gene Ontology annotation, cellular component: membrane. The record is from RefSeq and is a predicted model, not a curated record. The transcript has 12 exons. Gene Ontology annotation, biological process: proteolysis. Gene Ontology annotation, molecular function: serine-type endopeptidase activity; protein binding.